This is a messenger RNA of Rhinolophus ferrumequinum (greater horseshoe bat), 3572 nucleotides long. RefSeq names its product acyl-CoA binding domain containing 3 (gene ACBD3). The record is from RefSeq and is a predicted model, not a curated record. Gene Ontology annotation, molecular function: fatty-acyl-CoA binding. The transcript is spliced from 8 exons. Lineage: Eukaryota; Metazoa; Chordata; Mammalia; Chiroptera; Rhinolophidae. The coding region runs from base 61 to 1647 and encodes 528 amino acids. Gene Ontology annotation, cellular component: Golgi membrane.
CAGCAGGAAGUCGAUACGUGGCCGCCGCCUGUCCCCGCUGAGGAGGCACAGCAGCCGGAGAUGGCGGCGGUGCUGAACGCGGAGCGACUCGAGGUCUCCGUCGACGGCCUCACGCUAAGCCCGGACUCGGAGGAGCGGCCCGGUGCAGAGGGCGCCCCGCUGUUGCCGCCGCCGCUGCCACCGCCCUCUCCUCCCGGGGCCGGCCGGAGCCCGGGCGCCGCCGGCGAGCACCCGGAGCCCGGGGAGGCGACGGCUGGGGGCGCGGCGGAGGAGGCGCGGCGGCUGGAGCAGCACUGGGGCUUCGGCCUGGAGGAGCUGUACGGCCUGGCGCUGCGCUUUUUCAAAGAAAAAGAUGGCAAAGCGUUUCAUCCAACUUAUGAAGAAAAACUGAAGCUUGUGGCACUGCAUAAGCAGGUUCUUAUGGGUCCAUAUAAUCCAGACACUUGUCCUGAGGUUGGAUUCUUUGAUGUGUUGGGGAAUGACAGGAGGAGAGAAUGGGCAGCCCUGGGAAACAUGUCUAAAGAGGAUGCGAUGGUGGAGUUUGUCAAGCUCCUAAAUAGGUGUUGCCACCUUUUUUCAACAUAUGUUGCAUCCCACAAAAUAGAGAAGGAAGAGCAAGAAAAAAAAAGGAAGGAGGAGGAGGAGCGAAGGCGGCGUGAAGAGGAAGAAAGAGAACGUCUGCAAAAGGAGGAGGAGAAACGUAGGAAAGAAGAAGAAGAAAGGCUUAGACGGGAGGAAGAAGAGAGGAGGCGACUAGAAGAAGAGAGGCUUCGGUUGGAGCAGCAAAAGCAGCAGAUAAUGGCAGCCUUAAACUCGCAGACUGCCGUGCAGUUCCAGCAGUACGCAGCCCAGCAGUAUCCAGGCAACUACGAGCAGCAGCAGAUUCUCAUCCGCCAGUUGCAGGAGCAGCACUAUCAGCAGUAUAUGCAGCAGUUGUACCAAGUCCAGCUUGCACAGCAACAGGCAGCAUUACAGAAACAACAGGAAGUAGCAGUAGCUGGGGCUUCUCUGCCUACAUCAUCAAAAGUUAACGCAACUGUACCGAAUGAUACGAUGUCAGUGAAUGGACAGGCCAAAACCCACACUGACAACCCUGAAAAAGAACUUGAACCAGAAGCUGCAGAAGAAGCACUAGAGAAUGGACCAAAAGAAUCUCUUCCAGUAAUAGCAGCUCCAUCCAUGUGGACACGACCCCAGAUCAAAGACUUUAAAGAGAAGAUUCGGCAGGAUGCGGAUUCCGUGAUCACAGUGGGCCGAGGAGAAGUGGUGACUGUCCGAGUACCCACCCAUGAAGAAGGAUCGUAUCUCUUUUGGGAAUUUGCUACAGACAAUUAUGACAUUGGGUUUGGGGUAUAUUUUGAAUGGACAGACUCUCCAAACACUGCUGUCAGCGUGCAUGUCAGUGAGUCCAGCGAUGACGACGAGGAGGAGGAAGAAAACAUCAGUUGUGAAGAGAAAGCCAAAAAGAAUGCCAACAAGCCUCUGCUGGAUGAGAUUGUGCCUGUGUACCGACGGGACUGUCACGAAGAAGUGUAUGCUGGCAGCCACCAAUACCCAGGGAGAGGAGUCUACCUCCUCAAGUUCGACAACUCCUACUCGUUGUGGAGGUCGAAAUCAGUCUACUACAGAGUCUAUUAUACUAGAUAAAGAUGUUACAGAAUCUGGAGUCAAGGGUUGGGCAGAAGAUGGCAUUUAAUUUGGAAAUUUCUUUUGACUUUUGGGGAGCAUUGCAGCCAGUGUUCACCCUAUUGAUUUUGGUCUGAUGGUUAUAAACUCUUGUUGGGAGUCAGGAUUUCCUUGAGACUCUUUAGCAUUAAUACUUUGGGGUUAAAGGGGUUCCCUCAGACACAUCCAGCCCUUGGGUGCUGACCAGCAGUCACUAGUGGAUGCUCAAGUUACGAGAGCUAUGUGUUAAGUCACAAUAAAACAUCCCAAAGCCAACCCCACCUGGCUGAUGGGUCCAUUGGUGCCUGCUCCAUGUGUUUCUGAGAGCCCUUAGGCCAGCACCCUCUAACUUGAAAUCGUUACAUAAGCAGUCUACAUGAGGAGUAGCUGACUUGGAUUGAAGGUCACCAUUUCUAAAACUUAAAAACGUAAGACCUCACAGAUUUUAAUAGGGAAAAAAUUGUCUCAGUUUGAUCUUGUUGUGAAUGACCCAGGUUGUUUUUUGCUUGGGGUACAGCUGUUAUAUUUGCUUUGGGUUCAGAGUUAUAUUACAGAGUUAUUUUCUGAAAUAAUCUUAAAAUAGAAUGUUCAAACCUGAUAGGUGAUUGACGUAUCAGGAUACAUAGAACACCUCAAACAUGCAUCUAAGCGAGCCUCCACAAACUCUCGGUCCUUUUCUUUUUGUUGGGUAUUUCUAGUACCCGUAGCAAAGUGAAAUUUACUCAUUUUUGUCUUGAUUUGGCUUUAUAGAGCAUCUCAAAUUGAAACUGUUUUCUACACAAGCAUAUAGUUAGGGAUUUUAUAAACUCAAAAUGCCACCUACUGAAUUAAAAUAUAUAAAAUCAUUUAAAUAUAAUUCAGUGUAUGAGAGAUACAUUGCACUAAUAUGGAAGUCACUGCCAGAGACGGUCCAUUUUUAAUUUGUUACAACUUAGGCACAAACCCUACACGAUUCCAGUUUGGAAUUACUUAUUAGAGAGAAUUGAAAAUGUAUAUGCCCGUGCUUAAAUUUUUUAUAGCUUUAAUCUGUAUUAUGUCUUUAUUGGUGGGAAGAGGUACAUCUUUGUUUUCUUUACUGAAAACAAAUAUGGAUUAAUUGCCUCAAAUAUGUAUAAGUGAUUGACUAGUCUAGAAAUACUUGUUUUCAGAAGGGAGGGUAGUACAGAUAGAAAAUGACAAAGAUGGCAAUAUACACAUAAUGUUGUUACUAUAUGUUGUUACUGAAAUGCUUAGGUUUUUAAAAUUUCAAAUCAUAAAUCACUUCUUGUAGGAGGGUUUCCAUUGAUUAGCUGCAGUAUAUACAGUUCACUACAUAAGAAAGGGGCUGUUUGUUUCUUGUGUGCUGCGUUUCUUUUUUUUUUUUUAAUAACUGGUUUUAUAUAUAUCUAACUCUGUUCUCUUUUGUUGUUGAGAAACUGGAUUAUUUUUUCCUAAGCAGUGCUUAAUUUGUGUUUUUUAAUUUUGAUUCAGUAGUCCCAGCUCCUAGGUGUCCAUACUGUUACAUCCAGAAUACUUGUCAGGCUGUCCAUCAGCUGUCAUGUAUAUAUAUGGUAUAGAAACCACGGGAUUAGGCACUUCCUGGCUUUUUUUUUUUUAUGAGAAAAUACUGUAUUUAAAAUGUAAAAUAAACUUUUAAAAAGCAGGCACUAAUAUAUAUUUCUUCCAGCCUUUGAUUACAGAUUUGUCCUUGCACAUGUUGAGAUGAAUUGUCUUCUAAAAAUCCCAUUGUUCUUGGGAGUAGUGUAUGUUACUUUACAUAGCAGCGGUUCCUGUCACAUGUUCAUGUCAGAACACUUUUGGUUUUAAACUUUUUUAUUGCCUUUGGCUGUUGAUUAGUACAGUUCAAGUGCGAUUUCAAAAAGAUCUUGAAAAUAAUAUAUUUAAUCAAUUAAAAUGUUUAUCUGUAA